This is a messenger RNA of Saccostrea cuccullata (small rock oyster), 1208 nucleotides long. RefSeq lists its product as uncharacterized. The transcript has 12 exons. Bases 105 to 1208 code for a protein of 367 amino acids. Lineage: Eukaryota; Metazoa; Mollusca; Bivalvia; Ostreida; Ostreidae. The record is from RefSeq and is a predicted model, not a curated record.
CGUCACAAUAUCAAUGCCAUCACUAUAUCAAUGUCGUCAUAAUGCACGGUUUAGCAGCUAUUAUGUAACAGCAGACUUUCCCAUGUUACCUGUAUACUUUUUUGAUGGCAAACUCGUCGGAGAACCCUGAAAAACUGAGGGAAUGUCUCAGGAAUGGCACCUUGUCUCUGAGAGACCUUGAAAACAAGAAGAAAAGGGGAUCCUCAGGAGGCAGAAGAAGACGCAGCAAAAGUAAGAAGGGUGGAAAUAUAACAACAGACGAUGCAACAAAAACACAGGCGGAGGGAAAUCCACGAAGCACCCCGCAGGCUACCAAUAUUAGCAAGCCAUCAAAAACAGAGAGCAGCUCGAAAAAUGCCGAAAAAGGUCUGCGGUGGAAAACUCAAAACAAUGAGUCAGAAAUGGUAGUGCGAAGCAUCCUUGAUGAACUAUUUGAUCGAGUAACAAGGAUUUAUUCUGCUACUGAGUACAGUGAUGCCAAAGAGAUAAGAAAAAUGACCCCCGCCCUGCUGGGAGCUUCCGACAAGAGAAUCGUAGCUACAAAAAAUAUUUACGCAAAGCAAAGAAGAGCAACACUGGUGUUAUUGAACAAAGCAGCACAGGAAAAUGUUAGUGACCUGAUCACACGUGCCACUACUCGUCGUUAUGAUUUCCCCAGUUUAUUUAGUUCAAACGAGGGACAGUUUGUAACAACUUCCCUGCUCCGAUCUGCAAAUGAUGACUUACGACAGAGGGCCUACCAAGAAUUGUUGUACAAUGAGAAAAUUAAAAUACAAAAGAUUAAAAAUAUGACAACCUCCGAAAUUGAACAAUACUUCCUAAACUUUCCGGCCACCCGUUCAAAGUUUGAGGAAGCAAGAAUCAUGGCCACGCAGGAGUUCUAUGAAAACGAGAAGAAAAUAAAUCAAAAGUUAUUGUACAAAUCAGCACAAGAAUGUGUGAAUGACCUCAUUAUCCAGGCCUCUCAUAAUUACAAUAUUGCUGGAUCAGUUAAAAUAGACGUGGAUAUACCCACCUUAGUAAGAUCUGAGGAAUAUACCACCAGACUGAAAGCACUCUUGGAGAAGACGAAUGCUGAGAAGUUAGCAAUGCAAAAGAUUAUGUACAACACAGCAUUGGAGGUCGUUGAAGACUUGUUUACGGGUGCAGCAAGCUUACAGACUUCGUCAGAAGCAGAUGUUAACAACGAAUUGGUACGUACUUUAUAA